UUUGAAUCCAAUAAAAGAAUUACGAAACACACGGAUGAAUUUUAAAAGGUGGGGAUUUGCAUGAGUGAUACUAUAUGUAUACUUUAAAUAAUCGUACAGUAGACAGUUAGGCUGACGAGGCCAACACGCGACCAUCAAUAAUAUACAUAUCAAAUUUACGUCACACGUUGAAUGAUCAAUAAUGGGUACAAAGUUUGCGGUGACUCUUUUUUUUAUUGCAAGCGGUUUGUGUUUUUUAUUCACUGUAGCAUCAUCACCACCAAUUGUAAACAUUAAAAAUGGUACAAUUGAAGGCACAGAAAUUACAACCGACAGUGGAAGAAAUAUAUUUUCAUUUCAAGGUAUUCCAUAUGCACUUCCACCAAUUGGAAAAUUACGUUUUGAGGUACCACAACCAGCUAAUGCAUGGACAAAUGUCCUUAUCGCAAAUAAAGAUGCAGAAGUAUGUAUUCAACGUGAUUUUAUAUUGAGCAGAGAUAUUAUUGGUUCAGAAAAUUGUCUUUAUCUAAAUGUUUACACUCCAAAAUUGCCGAAUUCACAAAAUCAAGAUGUUGAUGAAAAAUAUCCAGUUAUGUUUUGGAUACAUGGAGGAGCAUUUAUUCAGGGAUCAAGCGAUUCAAAUAUUUAUGGACCUGGUUAUCUUCUUGACUACAAUACUGUACUUGUUACCAUCAAUUACAGACUUGGACCAAUGGGUUUUUUAAGUACCGAAGAUACAAUUUUACCUGGUAAUUUAGGAAUGAAAGACCAAGUCCAAGCAUUGAGAUGGGUCAAUGAGAAUAUUGAUAAAUUUGGUGGUGAUCCAAAUUGUGUCACAAUAUUUGGUGAAAGUGCUGGUGGAGUUUCUACUCAUUAUCACAUGAUAAGUCCUCUUUCUAAAGGACUAUUUCAUCGAGCAAUAUCACAAAGUGGAACAAUUCAUUCUUCAUGGACAUUAUAUAGACCUGGAUCGGCAAAAAAACAUGCUAAACGUUUAGGUGAAAUGAUGAAUUGUCCAACUAAUAAUUCAGUGGAGUUUGUUGAUUGCAUGCGUAACAUUGAUGCAAAAAACAUUAUUGAAACUGAUGAUAAUUUUAAGGUUCUCGGAAUCGAUCCUUUGAUCACAUUUAAACUAUCAAUUGAGCCUGAUCAUUCAGGUGCUUUUUUAACAAAAGAACCAACUGAAUUAAUUGAAAAAGGUCAAAUAAAUGAUGUUCCUUGGUUAACUGGAUUGAAUUCUCACGAAGGUUCACUCAGAGUAAUGACUUUAUUUAGCAAUGAUGAAAGGGACUCGUUAACUAAGCUCAAUGAAAAUGGACAGGACAAAAUGUAUUCCGAUGCAUGGUUUAAUGUUGGAACUUGUGAAUCAGUUAAAACUCAUUAUAAAAAAUUUUCAAGUCCAGUAUAUUUUUAUCAUUUUGCAUACAGAGGAAGAUACUCUGUCUCAAAUGUAUAUGAUAUUUUUGGAGAAUAUGGAGUUAGUCAUGCAGAUGAACUUCAAUAUUUAUUUUCAUUUAAUAUAAGAUUUUUUUUUGAUCUUAUAAAACUUCCUGUAGCCACUGAAGAUUUAAAUGUUGCUCAUUUUAUGACAAAUUUGUGGUAUAACUUUGCAAAAACUGGAAAUCCUACACCAGAAAUAACAGAAAAAAUACCAGUUAAAUGGCUACCAGUACAAAGUGAAGAACUUGAAUAUUUUGAUAUUAAAAGUUCAACAAGUUUCGAAAUGUUAAAAAAUUUUCAAAGUGAUAGAAUUGCAUUUUGGAAUAGCAUUCCUCAUCGUGCAAAUAUUGUUCCAUUUUUAAAUGAUGCCAAAGAUGAAUUAGUAACGAUUAAAAAUGGAACACUCCAAGGAUCAAUAAUAACAACAAGAAAUGGAAGACAAAUAUUUGCCUUUCAAGGUAUACCAUAUGCACGUCCACCAAUUGGUGAUUUACGUUUUGAGCUACCACAACCAGCUGAUUCAUGGAAAGAUGUAUAUAUUGCUCAAAAAGAUGCAGACAUUUGUGUUCAAAAAGACAUUUUUGAUAAUGGAAAAAUGAGUGGAUCAGAGGACUGUCUUUAUAUAAAUGUGUAUACUCCAAAAUUGAUGAUCGAUAAAAAUGAAAAUGAACUUUACCCAGUGAUGGUCUGGUACCAUGGUGGCGGAUUUUACUGUGGCUCUGGUUACUCAAAACUUUAUGGUCCAAAAUAUCUUCUUGAUCAUAAUGUUGUCCUGAUUAGGACCAUUGGUUUUCUCAGUACUGAAGAUAUGAUACUACCUGGUAAUUUAGGAUUGAAAGAUCAAGUACAAGCAUUAAGAUGGGUCAAUGAAAAUAUUGCAGCAUUUGGUGGUGAUCCAAAUAGUGUUACAAUAUUUGGAGAAAGUGCUGGUGGUGCUAGUGCUCAUUAUCACAUGAUAAGUCCUAUGUCAAAAGGACUUUUUCAUCGUGCAAUAUCACAAAGUGGAACUAUUCAUUGUCCAUGGGCUUUACAUCAACCAGGUCAAGCCAAAGAAAAAGCUAUACGUUUAGGUAGCUUGUUAAAUUGUCCAACAACCAAUUCAAUUGAACUUGUUAAUUGUUUAAGAAAAAUAAAUGCAAUUGAUAUUAUUGAAAUGCAAGAAAAAAUGUCAAUAUGGUCAAUUGAUCCAGUCAUUCCAUUUAGACCAGUUAUUGAGCCAAAUCAUCCAAGUGCAUUUUUAAAAGAGGAUCCAAAUGAGUCAUUGGAAAAUGGAAAUAUCAAUGAUGUACCUUGGCUUACUGGAAUUAAUGCACACGAAGGUGCAAUAAGAGCUAUACAUUAUUUUCAUAAUAAUAAAAAAGAUUUUAUUUCUGAAUUAAAUGAAAAAUGGUCUGAACUUGCACCAAUGAUUUUACUCUAUGAACAUACUUGUCCAAAAAAUUUACAAGCCAAAGUAACAAGUAAAAUUCGUGAAUUUUAUUUUGGUAAUAAAAUUAUCAAUGAAAAUUCUAAAUCUGAUUUGAUAAAUAUGUAUACUGAUGGUUGGUUUGGAGUACCAGCUUCCAGAUCUAUCAAGACACAUCUUAAAAAAUUUUCUAAUCCUGUUUAUUUUUAUUAUUUUUCAUACAAAGGAAGGUACUCUGUAUCAAAUAUAUAUACUUUAUUUCAAGAUUAUGGAGUCUGUCAUGGUGAUGAACUUCAGUAUAUAUUUCCAAUUGAUAUAAAAUUUUUCUUUGAAUUAUUUGGAUUACCAAUAAGCACAGAAGAUAAUAAUAUGAUUGAUAUUAUGACUCAGCUAUGGUACAACUUUGCAAAAACUGGAAAUCCAACACCUGAUGUUACAAAGGAAAAUCCAGUAAAAUGGCUAUCAGUACAAACUGAUAAAUUAGAGUAUCUUGAAAUUAAAAAUUCAAUGGAUAUAAAAAUGUCAGAAAAUCUUAAUAAAGAAAGAAUGACAUUCUGGGAUAACACAUUGUAUCAAAUGAAUUUUAAUCAAUCCUAUGAUCACAUAGACUCUGAAGAUAUCAAAGAUGAAUUAUAAAUUAUAAUUUAUAAUGCAUAUUUAUAUAUAUUUUUUUACAUUUUAAUUUAUGUACCUAAUUGUAUUC
Messenger RNA from Aphidius gifuensis, 3527 nucleotides. Its product is annotated as juvenile hormone esterase-like. The coding region runs from base 182 to 3460 and encodes 1092 amino acids. Lineage: Eukaryota; Metazoa; Arthropoda; Insecta; Hymenoptera; Braconidae. The transcript is spliced from 16 exons. The record is from RefSeq and is a predicted model, not a curated record.